AUCAGAAUCCUGAAGAUGAAGUUGACGUUCCGCCUGCUGCCAGUAGUGGGCGCUGUGGGAAAAGGCUUUAACUACGACAGUUUUCCCCCCUUGACGGCUGAGGAUGACAUGUCAACAACAAACAUGGCAACCUACGGUGACUCCUGGGAAGAUUUACGAAAGCAAGCCAGACAGCUGGAGAAUGAGCUGGAUCUCAAGCUGGUCUCCUUCAGCAAGCUCUGCACCAGCUACAGCGCUAGUAACCAUGGCCAACGAUCUAGGUCUGACUCUUUUAGUCAAUCUCAAGACAAUGUUCUUGUGGCUAUGACUACAGAACUGGAGCAUCUGUUGGCUAAACUAACAGUUGUGAAUGAGAAAAUGGCAGAAUACAUAAACAGUCCUGGAGCCUCAUCACAUAAUGCAGCGCUGAUGCACACUCUACAGAGACACAGGGACAUAUUGAAGGACUACUCCCAUGAAUUCUACAAAACCAAAAACAACUUCUUUACUCUGCGAGAGCGUGAAGACCUCCUAGGCUCAGUCCACAGAGACAUUGAGUCCUACAAGAGCGGCACAGGAGUGAACAACAGAAGAACUGAGAUCUUCUUGAAGGAGCACGAACAUCUCAGAAACUCGGAUAGUCUUAUCGAUAAUGCAAUAAGCAUCGCCAUGGCUACCAAAGAGAACAUCACAUUCCAGCGUGGGAUGCUGAAGUCCAUUCAGACACGGGUCACAACUUUGGCCAAUCGUUUCCCCGCCAUCAACAGCCUCAUCCAUAAAAUCAAUUUGCGCAAGAGGCGGGACUCUUUAAUUCUAGGUGGGGUAAUUGGGAUCUGCACCAUAAUCCUUCUGCUCUACACUUUCCACUGACCAAAACAGUUAAAACAAGACACUUUUGGGUUUUUUAAGAUAUAAAUAGUUUGUGAAUUGGUUGUUUUCUUCUCUGUAACCUGUACCGUUUUCUUAAUUAAAGGUGAUGAGCUCACUUCCA
Molecule: messenger RNA, 970 nt
Organism: Oryzias melastigma (Indian medaka)
Lineage: Eukaryota; Metazoa; Chordata; Actinopteri; Beloniformes; Adrianichthyidae
Product: Golgi SNAP receptor complex member 1
Exons: 9
Coding region: 16-849 (277 amino acids)
Biological process (GO): vesicle fusion; endoplasmic reticulum to Golgi vesicle-mediated transport
Cellular component (GO): SNARE complex; Golgi medial cisterna; Golgi membrane
Molecular function (GO): SNAP receptor activity
Source: RefSeq, a predicted model, not a curated record